Molecule: messenger RNA, 2914 nt
Organism: Gadus morhua (Atlantic cod)
Lineage: Eukaryota; Metazoa; Chordata; Actinopteri; Gadiformes; Gadidae
Product: antizyme inhibitor 1
Exons: 12
Coding region: 496-1851 (451 amino acids)
Biological process (GO): positive regulation of polyamine transmembrane transport; negative regulation of protein catabolic process
Cellular component (GO): cytoplasm
Molecular function (GO): ornithine decarboxylase activator activity; ornithine decarboxylase activity
Source: RefSeq, a predicted model, not a curated record
CUCUCUCUCUCUCGGCCAUAACGCAUAUUCGGAGCAUCCGGUUCAAGAACAAGAACUCCUGGGUACGACGUUUACGCCUACGGUGCUUUCAUACAUCCAUGGUGACCGUCCAUAGCUGGUUAAAAAAGCAGUCGAAGUAGCUCAUUUUUGCCGCGAUCAACGACGUGCAUGGCAAUAAUUAUUUCACUCUAUAGUAUCCCCACUACUCUUUAAAAAUUCCGCCCAAAAAGAAAAAGGGAUCCAUCCCCAGCUUUGGGCUUUCUGCACACGCUUACAACUACCCAGAAGGCUUAGGGAAGGCUCUCUACCGAGAGCCGUUUGACUUCAACGCCGAGCCUCCUUGGGAUCCCAGCUGAUAGUGGAUGAGCUCCAUCACCGGACUCCUCCAUUUGUUUGCAUCUAGCACCCCAAGGGCUGAAGAAGGGCCAAACCAGAAAGACCUGGACCUCUCCGUAUCACACAUGUUUGUUGGACAAGCGGAGGUCAUUUGACAAGAUGAAAGGACUAUAUGACGAACCGCAGUACUCCAUCGACCUGCUGGACGGAGGCACGCUCCUCCAGCAUGUUGUCGACAACCACAUCUCUGAACAGUCCCUGGCCGACAAGAAUGCGUUUUUUGUGGCGGAUCUGGGAGCCGUAAUGCGGCAGCAUGUUCGCUGGCGAGCCUGUGUGCCCCAGAUUCGGCCCUACUACGCUGUCCGAUGCAACAGCAGCCCGGCCCUCAUCGAAGUCCUUGCCGCCCUUGGAACAGGAUUCAUGUGCACAAACAAGUCCGAGCUGGAGAUGGUGCAGAGCCACGGCGUUCCCUCAGAGGACAUCAUCUACAGCGGCGGUUGCAAACAGCUCUCCCACAUCAAGUACGCCGCCAAAUGCAGCGUGGACCUCCUCGUGUGUGAUAACGAGGCGGAGCUACGCAAGAUCGCCCGCUGUCACCCGCGUGCCAAGCUGCUGCUGCAGGUGCUGACGGAGGCGUCCGGCAGAGGGGAGGAGAUGAGCAUGAAGCUGGGCUGUUCCCUGAAGGAUUGCAGACGCCUGUUGGAGAGGGCCAAGGAGCUGGGCGUCCAGGUGGUGGGAGCCAGGUUCAACAUCUCCAGCUGUGAUAACGAGCAGGCAUACGCUAACGCCAUCUCUGACGCCCGGUGCGUGUUUGACAUGGCGGAGGACAUGGGGUUUACUAUGAACAUCUUGGAUAUUGGAGACGGGAUCAGUGGUUCAGAGACCCAGCUCAAACAGAUCAACAGGGCUGUAAUGUCCGUGGUUGACUUGUACUUCCCUCCUUCCACUGGGGUCUCCAUCGUGGCUGAGCUUGGCGGCUAUCUGGUGGCCCCUGCCUUCACAUUGGCCGUCAACAUCAUCUCAAAGGGUGUUGUAGCACGCGAUCUGCAGGAACUCCACCGAGACGCGCCGUCUGCCAAUGACGAGCCAGAGUUUCAGUACUACAUCAACGAGGGCGUGUACGGAUCCUUCUCCUGCAAACUCACUGACUCUGUGAUCCCAGUGCCGUUGGUUCACAAGAACAUCGCCCCAGAUGAGCCGAUGUUCAGCUGUAGCCUGUGGGGUCCAUCCGGGGACGACAUGGACCAGGUUGUGGAGCAGUGUGUGUUGCCUGAGCUCCACACGGGCGACUGGCUGGUCUUCGCCAACGCCGGGAGCUUCAGUCUGGGCCGGCCGAUGGCGGGAGGCGGGGUCACCACGCCCGCUCCCCCGGUCCACUAUGUCAUCUCCACCAGAGACUGGUUUGAGAUGCAAGAUACUGGCGUCACGCAAGAGAUCAACCUCAAGAACUUCUCUCUGGUCCCCUAUUUCUUCAAAUCCUGCCAAUCAGGGGCUGCCUUCUCUGUCCCAGCUUAGUGAUUGUUCUGGUAUACAUUUUGGAAGGACUUAAACGGACAGUGUGGCUGGAAUUUGGCUGGUUUGUUAUAGUUCGCAAACCCAAAGUAUCUGUCGGAUAAUUAUGCAAAAAAAAAAAAAGGACGAGUCAGAAAGUUAACUGAAAACGUAGCGUAUCCCGUUGUAUUAGUUAUUGAUUUAAAUUUGUCCUGUUUGCAAGAUUUAUUUCCAGUGAUUGUACUACAUGCAUUCAAUUGUGUAUUUAUAUUUAUGUGUAUUUAUAAAUUAAGGGGUUGUAUAUUUGUUUAUUUUGUCUAAAAAGCCUGAUUCCAGUAUUGCAUCUUUGCUUAGUUUUCAGCACUCAGUAAUUUCACUUCAGGGCUUAAGGCAUGACACAGCUGCACAGAUCAAAGUGCAAAUUUUUCUUCCAACUUUUGGUUGCAGUUAACUGUAUCCAAUUGUGCCUCAAUGGGGAAACAUUGUGAAGAAUGAGCACGUUAUGCAGCAUGAGAGCUGUCUCUAGGGGACGCCGUGGCUAUAUACUGCUUGCUGCUCAUUUCUGGGCUAGAAGCGAGAAGGCUCACUGCUAGGUGUGCACCAAUCGACUGGUGUGUUUCAGAGUGGUAAACCGCCGAAGUGUGGCGUGCUGUCUUGGCGAGCUACCAUACUAUCGGAGGACCGGGCUGGUAAUUGCUGUACCUCAACCUUGGCAAACAAUGUUUUUUUGAUAUCUUUUUUUAAGACUAAAGAAUGUGCUAAAGGUGGCACAGGGGAUGUGAAAAGAGGCCUAAAAAAGUGCUGAUUAUUGAAGGAAAGGGACGCUUUGUAGAAGGAAUCUUUAAUCUUCCUAUAACUCUUAACAAGCUGUGUGCCAUGUUUAAUAUUUAUAAUGGCUGCUGGUUGAGCGUUCUUCUUCCUUUUUAAAUAGUGAUUUCUUGGAUUUACCAUUAUACCUAGUUUUAACUAAACAUGUUUAUCCUUUGUGAACCGGCUAACAACCAAAAGGACAAUACACGUUGUUAACCUGUAGCUGUGCGUGUCAUCAAAUUAUCAUUAUUAAAAACCUCACUGGGUUGAUUAUCAA